AUGCCUUCUCUUACUGUUCUCUCGAUGAUUGGUGCCAUUGCGGCACCAGUGGCUGCAGAUAUCUACAACGUUAACGUUCCUUCGGGCUUUUUUCCUGGUCCUCAGUCUGGCAUUGGAUCGUGGUACCGCGCCUCUACCAAUCAGGACUCUACCAAUGGGCAGAGUUGGUGUGGCUAUGGAUACUCCAACUCCGACCCUGUGUUUGCUCCUUCUCUGAAAGCAAUGGGUGGUGCCACAUAUAACUCUAACCCGGAUGCCUGGAGACAGCAGACUAGAAAGUACUGUGGUCUGGAAGCCAAGGUCACCGACCCUACUACCGGCAAGAGUCAGCUUAUGUACAUCGGCGAUUCAUUCGAUGAUGCAUGGGUUAGAACGCCCGCAUCCAUUGAUAUCAUGAUUGAUGCCUACUCUAACAUUCAUGGAAACCCGAACGGGAACAAGAACAACGUCAUCAAAGGAGUUCAAUGGGAGCUCACAGGCAGAGUUAAUACCAAAUUUGCUGCACCGGGUGCCUCUUGGCCUGCCACAUCAGGCGGAUCUGGUGGAUCUGGUGGAUCUGGUGGAUCUGGAACAUCAGCUGGUGGGCUGGGUGCCAAGUGCGAUGGAAAAACGAGUUUAUGCAACAGCGGCCUUACCUGUCUCAGCCCUGAUGGCAUUUGCAGUGACAAAGCCUGUAAUUGGGGGUGCCAAGGAUGGUCUUGCAGCUCAAGUGUUCCAUGCCAAAAGCCCUUCAAUUGUGUUGAUGGAAAUUGCAAGGCUUAA
Molecule: messenger RNA, 762 nt
Organism: Fusarium sp. VM40
Lineage: Eukaryota; Fungi; Ascomycota; Sordariomycetes; Hypocreales; Nectriaceae
Source: the annotation of a GenBank genome assembly